Messenger RNA from Chelonus insularis, 1285 nucleotides. RefSeq names its product ribokinase-like. NCBI's taxonomy places the organism in Eukaryota, Metazoa, Arthropoda, Insecta, Hymenoptera, Braconidae. The record is from RefSeq and is a predicted model, not a curated record. The transcript has 6 exons. Gene Ontology annotation, biological process: D-ribose metabolic process. Bases 241 to 1170 code for a protein of 309 amino acids. Gene Ontology annotation, molecular function: ribokinase activity.
AACGUAUCUAUUUUAUAUUGACAUAGUUAUAUACUUAAUCUUGACAAGUUUAGAUAAGAUAUUAUAUAAAAAUGAUUACAAGAAUUAUUAAUAAAUUAACACUCGUUCAGUAACACAAAAUAAUAUUACGUACAUUCUGAGUUGUCAUAAAAAUAUAUAUAAAAAUAAUAAAUUCAAAUAACGUGUAGGUUAAAAAUUAAUAUUUCGUGAGAAUCAAGAAAUACUUAAUAAACGACAACUAUGUCGAAAGAUAUUGUUAUCGUUGGAUCAUGUAUGAUUGACUUUGUCAGCUAUGUUCCACGUCUCCCUAGACCAGGUGAAACAUUGAUUGGAUCGGAAUUUAAACGAACUUUUGGAGGUAAAGGGGCUAAUCAAUGCGUAGCAGCAACUAAACUCGGUGCUUCAACGUUUUUAGUGGCUUCUCUAGGUAAUGAUAUAUUUGGCCAGGAAUACUUACAAUUACUUAAAUCUCUAAAUGUCAAUAUUGAUCAUUUAAAGAUUAGAGAUAAUGUGAAUAGUGGUGUUGCUCAAAUUAUGGUAGCUGAAAAUGGAGAAAACAGUAUUGUAAUUGUUGUGGGAGCAAAUGUACUUUUAAGUCCAACUGAUGUUGAUGAAGCUCAUGAAGUUAUUAAAAAUGCAACAGUUCUUCUUGCACAAUUUGAAACUUGUCUUGAAACUACUCUCUACGCUUUGAAACUUCACAAAGGACAUGGGACUUCAAUUGUAAAUGGUGCUCCAGCGAUAAAAGAUGUUACUUCAGAUAUUUUAAAAAACUGUGAUAUAUUUUGUCUCAAUGAAACAGAGACAGAAAUUAUGACUGGAAUUCAGUCAUUAACAUUAUUAAAUGCACAAGAAGCAUUUUAUAAACUAUUUAAUAUGGGAUGUAACACUGUUAUAAUUACCUUGGGAGCUAAUGGUGCGAUUUUUGCAUCUCGAAAUAAACCAAAAAUGAUUCAUAUUCCAAUUGAUGAAGUGAAACCAGUUGACACAACAGGGGCUGGGGAUGCAUUUUUAGGAGCGUUGGCCUAUUUCAUUGCUUAUCAUCCACAAAUUUCAAUGGCAGAAUCUAUUAGAAGGGCUUGUAGAAUAGCUUCUCAAAGUGUUUUGAAGUCAGGGACACAAUCAAGUUUUCCAAUUAAAACAGAAUUGCCUGAUGAAUUAUUUUCUUAAAAUUGUAUUUGCUCUUAAAAUGAACUAAGAAAAGGAACAAUUUUUCAAUUAUAUUUUCCAUUUUUUUCUUCUCUACUUACUUGUAAAUUAAUUCUUUUUUCAAAUUUUUAUUUUA